This is a messenger RNA of Trichoderma gamsii, 1602 nucleotides long. RefSeq lists its product as hypothetical. The coding region runs from base 1 to 1602 and encodes 533 amino acids. Gene Ontology annotation, molecular function: oxidoreductase activity, acting on paired donors, with incorporation or reduction of molecular oxygen; heme binding; monooxygenase activity. The record is from RefSeq and is a predicted model, not a curated record. The transcript has 3 exons. Lineage: Eukaryota; Fungi; Ascomycota; Sordariomycetes; Hypocreales; Hypocreaceae.
AUGGGCUUAAUCGAGGCUCUCUUGGAGCAUGUCUCCAUCAAAAAGCUCUCCAUCGCCCUGGUUGGCAUUGGAGCAUUUGUCAUGACAAUCAACCGCAUAAGGGAGCAUCGACGCAUCAAGAAACUCGGCAACUAUGGCCAUUCACUCCCAUCUCGUUUUCCAUUCGCCCUAGACUUCAUCUACUACGGCAUCCGCUCCACCAUUGCCCACAAGAACAUGGAGCUCUGGCGAGACGUCUUCUUCUCCAACUCGUGGACGUGCGAGAUGCGCAUCCUCAACCAGCGAGUCGCCUUCACCGCCGACCCCGAAAACAUAAAGGCCAUGCUGGCCACGCAGUUCCACGACUUUGGCAAGGGCGAGCAGUUCCACAGAGAGUGGGCGCCCUUCCUCGGCGACAGCAUCUUCACCACGGACGGCAUGCAGUGGCACAACAGCCGCCAGCUCAUCCGGCCGCAGUUUACGAGGGACCGCGUGAGCGACCUGCACUGCUUUGAGGCUCAUAUUCAGACGCUGUUUAGGACCAUGGCGAAUGGGGGCCCGUUGGAAGGCGAGAACCAGGUGAUUGAUCUUGAUCGGGCGGAUGGGAGACGGAUGGACAUUCGCGACCUCUUCUUCCGCUAUACGCUCGAUGUUGCUACCGACUUUUUGCUGGGCAGUGACGUGAAAUCCCUGACAACUCCAAAACAAGAAUUCGCCGAAGCCUUCAACGAAGUCCAACGCGUCCAAAACAUCCUCGCCCGCGCCUACAAGCUCCAGCCCUUCAUCCCCAAAAAGUCCUACUACGACGGCCUCAAAGUCAUGAACCGCUUUGUCAACCACUUCAUCCAGCGCGCCCUGCGCAUGAGCCCCGAGGAACUCGCCGCCCACACCAAAUCCGACAAGGACUACACCUUUUUGCACGAGCUCGCCAGCUUCACCCGCGACCCCAAAGUCCUGCGCGACCAGAUCGUCGCCGUUCUGCUCGCCGGCCGCGACACCACCGCCUCGGCCCUCUCGUGGGCCAUCUACGAGCUCGGCCGGCAUCCGCACGCCGUGGCCCGCCUGCGCGCCGAGAUCCUCGAGACCAUUGGCCAGGACCGCCUCCCCACGUACGACCACCUCAAGAACAUGCCGUACCUCCGGGCCGUCCUCAACGAGACGCUGCGCCUCUACCCGUCCGUGCCGUUCAACGUCCGCGUCGCCCUCAAGGACACGACCCUGCCCCGGGGCGGCGGCCCGGACGGCUCCGAGCCGCUGCCGGUGCUCAAGGACACGCCCGUCGGAUACUCGACGCUCGUCAUGCAGCGCCGCCCGGACCUGUACCCGCCCGUCUCGGAGGCGUUCGCCGAUCCGAGCAUCUUCAGCCCGGAGCGCUGGGCCGCGUGGCACCCGAAGCCGCACGAUUACAUCCCCUUCAACGCCGGCCCGCGGAUCUGCAUCGGCCAGCAGUUUGCCCUCACCGAGAUGGGCUACACGCUGUGCCGCAUCUUUCAGCGGUUCGAGCGGGUGCAAAGCUUCAUGCAUGAGAUUGAUGGCGGGGAUCCGCUGUUGAAGUCGGAUAUCGUGCUGUCUCCGGGACAGGGGGUGCAUGUGGCGUUUUGGGAGCCGAAGAAGGAAGCGUGA